Ochlerotatus camptorhynchus is the source of this 310-nucleotide messenger RNA. RefSeq lists its product as uncharacterized. The record is from RefSeq and is a predicted model, not a curated record. Lineage: Eukaryota; Metazoa; Arthropoda; Insecta; Diptera; Culicidae. The annotation marks the transcript as partial. The transcript has a single exon.
UCAGAUUUCUACGUGCGCUACGUGUCCGGUUUCCGGGGGAGUCGUAAGCUGAAGGUCGGCGAGUACAGCUUUACCAAAAACAAGGAGUGCGUAAACAAGACGUACUGGUCCUGUGCGAGAGCCGGCAUGAGCAAAUGCAAGGCCCGAGUACUGACCUACACACUGCAGAACGGCGAGGAAAAUCUGGUCGUUCGGUAUCCCACGCACAACCACGAACCGUUCUAGUACUGCAAUCCGACCGCUUUGUGAAUAAACGCAUUUAAAUGAUGAAAAUAGUGCCGGGGUUUUUCAUUGGAAUACGUGUUUUUCG